Messenger RNA from Oryzias latipes (Japanese medaka), 9295 nucleotides. RefSeq names its product patched domain containing 4 (gene ptchd4). The record is from RefSeq and is a predicted model, not a curated record. NCBI's taxonomy places the organism in Eukaryota, Metazoa, Chordata, Actinopteri, Beloniformes, Adrianichthyidae. Gene Ontology annotation, cellular component: membrane.
UGGAUGCUGGUGUGCCACAGGAUUUUUGUCAAGGUUAAAGUGUGCCAUGGCUCAAAAAACGUUGAAAAACACUGGUGUGGGGCGAUGAGUCAUCCGAAAGUGUUGGUUUUAUAACAGGGAUGUUCAGGUGUUGCUGUCUUUCCUUUCUGACUAUAGUCUUGGGUGACGUAGACGUCUGUCCGUGAUGCGAGGAGUCAGAAAAUAUAAUGUUCGGGUGGUCCGCCACCCUGCCUGAACCAACCAGUGAGCAGAUAGUGGCAACCCAACUGAUCCAAUCUUUGAGGAUUGAAUUCUGGGCCUUGAAUAAUGAUAUCCGUGUGCACAUUUUUGGUAUUGGGUUGCAGUAUAGUGUGAUGAGUCAUCCUAAAUGUUGGUUUUAUUGGUUUUUACAGGAAGGUUCAGGUCUUUAUGUUGGAACCUUCAUCAUAGUUGGGUAAACUUUGGGUGGCUCGGAUGUCUGUCUGCGAUAAAAUGAGUCAAAAAUAAGAGCAUAUUCACCAACCAGUGAACAGAUAGUGGCAACCCAGCAGAUCCAAACAAUCUUUAAAGGAUCCUAUUCUCAGCCAUGAAUUACGAUAACAAUGUAAACAUUUUGGAGGGAAGUGAAUGGGCGAUGAGUCAUCCUCGAGUGUAGCUUUUAUAACAAAUUUUAGAACUUUCAUCAUUGUGAGUAGCCUUUUUGACAAUAAUUGGGUAAAUCUUGGAUGGCGUGGACAUCUGUCUUCACUUUAAGGAGUCAAAAAUCAGACAUCGGGGAGGUCUGCCACCCUGCCUGUGCCAACCAGUGAACAGACAUGGCAACCCAAUCUAUGAAGGAUCUAAUUCUGCACCGUGAGUUAUGAUGUCAAUGUGCCCAUUUUUGGAGGGGUUGGAUAUGAUGAGUCAUCCUAAAAUGUUGGUUUUUGUAUAACAUAUGUUUGUGUUUCAACCUUGUGGUUAUGAUUUUGGCCUUUGUGACAACAGGUGGGUAAAUCCUGGGGGUCUCUGUGGUUUAAGGUGUCAAGAAUCAGACGUUGGGGUGGUCUGCCACCCUGCCUGUACCAACCAGUGACUGUGGAGCUCGACACAACCCCCUCCUCCAUUUGAUGAAUCCAAAGCUGAAGGUCCACCUGCUGCAGGAGCGUGUUUACAAGUUUCCUCCAAUGCUCCCAAAAAUAACCAUCAGUUAACCAGCGCCACCUCCACUUUCCCUCCUCCUCCUCCUCCUCCAACCUCGCCACAUGGUUAAGUGUAGAAACGAGGCGCCGCCGCCGCGAGAGCUGGAGAGGCAGACGGCAGGCACGCACGCACCGCACCGCGCCGGCUCGUCGCUUCUGCAGCCGGUGCAGCGGCGAAGGAGAUCCGCGGCUCGCUCUGCGUCCCUCGGCGGCGGAUGACAUGGGACCGCAGGGGUUCGUCUCAGUUGCCUGACGCGUGAUGCAUCCCUGAUCCGUCUGCGUGUCUGCGCGUCCGCCCGUCUCUAGAAUUGCUGCAGUGCUUUUUUUUUGUCCUUCUCCAGCUGUUGUGCGCGCAGAUCAGUGUGUGCGUGCGUGCGCGAAGGCGCGCAUGCAUGGCGGCGUAAAUUCUCUUAGGGAUCGUGGCGGAGCCGGGGAAGGGAGUCGGAUGUCACAUGUGCUUCAUCGGAGGAGACGGGGCAUCUGCGAGCUGGAUUGGCUGGAGGAUGCUGCGGCAAGUGAUUCACAGAGGACUCAAGGCUUCCUUCUACUGGCUGGGCUUGUUCGUUAGUAGGCAUCCCGUUUUCUUCCUCACGGUCCCCGCAGUCCUCACCAUCAUCUUCGGAUCCACCGUGCUGAGCCGAUUCAAGCCGGAGCGGGACCUGGAGGUGCUGGUCGCGCCGACGCACAGCCUCGCCAAGAUCGAGCGGAGUCUCGCCAACAGCCUGUUUCCCAUUGACCGGUCGAAGCACAAGCUGUACUCGGAUUUGCACACCCCGGGCAGAUAUGGCAGGCUGAUCCUGCUGGCCAAGUCCGGGGGGAACAUCCUGGAGCUGGCCGAUCAGGUUCUGCAGGUCCACAAGCAGGUGCUGGAGCUGCGCGUCAACUACAAGGGAUUCAACUACACGUUCGCGCACCUCUGCGUCCUGAGCCACAGGGACAAGCGCUGCCUGCUGGAUGAUAUCAUCACCAUCUUCGAGGAUAUCAGGCAAGCGGUGCUGUCCAACAGCACUUUCCAUAAGGUGCCCCUGAGCUACCCCAACACCACGCUGAAGGAUGGCCGCGUAUCUUUCAUCGGACACCAGCUGGGCGGUGUCUCAUUCUCUCCUAACACUCGGGACCAGCAGGUCAAGUUUGCUCGGGCCGUCCAGAUCACCUACUAUCUCCGAAACAAUGGACCUGCAGUGCAGGAUAUUAUCGGAGAGCGCUGGGAAAAUGAGUUCUGUGCCCUGGUUAGCAAGCUGUCUACAACUGGGGCACCUCAAACUCCUGACCAGCUCCAUAUCCAGCCGCUCACCUCCUUCAGCUUGUGGCGGGACUUCCAUCAGACUGGUAUACUGGCCAAAGGGGAGGUGCUGGUCAGCUUGGUUUUGGUGCUCCUGGCUGCCACCAUCUCCAGCUCCAUGCGGGACUGUCUAAGGGGGAAGCCGUUUCUCGGCCUGUUGGGUGUGUUGACGAUUUGUAUUGCCAACGUGACGGCCGCAGGGAUCUUCUUCAUCUCGGAUGGAAAGUUUAACUCCACAUUGCUGGGAAUUCCUUUCUUUGCCAUGGGCCAUGGAACCAAAGGGGUUUUUGAGCUGCUGGCAGGUUGGAGAAGAACAAGAGAAAACCUGCCAUUCAAGGAGCGGGUGGCAGACGCAUUUGCCGAUGUGAUGGUGUGCUACACCAUGACCAGCUCGCUCUAUAUCAUCACCUUUGGCAUGGGAGCCAGCCCUUUUACCAACAUUGAAUCUGUGAAGAUAUUUUGUCAGAGCAUGUGUGUGGCCAUCCUAGUCAACUACUUCUACGUUUUUUCCUUCUACGGCUCCUGCCUGGUGUUUGCUGGUCAGCUUGAACAGAACCGAUACCACAGUGUUUUCUGUUGUAAGAUUCCCUCGGUAGAGUAUCUGGACCGCCAGCCCACGUGGUUUAAAACCAUGAUGAGUGACGGCCACGACCUGUCCACUCACCAUGACAGCAUACCGUACCAGAAUCACUUUAUUCAACACUUCCUGCGCGAGCACUACACAGAAUGGAUUACCAACACCUACGUCAAACCGUUUGUUGUCAUUUUGUAUCUCAUCUAUGCCUCUUUCUCCUUCAUGGGAUGUUUACAAAUCAGUGAUGGAUCGAACAUUGUGAACCUGCUGGCUAGUAACUCACCAAGCGUUUCCUACGCUUUAACCCAACAGAAAUACUUCAGUAACUAUAGUCCUGUUAUUGGAUUCUACAUUUACGAACCCAUAGAGUACUGGAACUCCACUGUGCAGGAGCACCUAAAGACUUUGAGCCAUGGAUUCAACAAGAUCUCUUGGAUGGACAACUUUUUCCACUACCUUCGGGUGGUGAACGUGAGCGCAUCAACCAAGGGCGACUUUAUCUCCAUCCUGAAGGGCUCUUUCUUGCGCAGCCCGGAGUACCAGCAUUUCACGGAGGACAUAAUAUUCUCUAGGAACCGCGAGACUAACGAAUACGACAUUAUUGCCUCACGAAUGUACUUGGUAGCACGGACGACUGAAAAGAAGCGAGAGGAGGUGGUGGAGCUUUUGGAGAAGCUCCGCCCAUUGAUGCUAAUCAACAGCAUCAAGUUCAUUGCCUUCAACCCCACAUUUGUUUUCAUGGACCGCUACAGCUCAUCCGUCAUCUCCCCUAUCUUGACCUCAGGCUUCAGUGUACUUACCAUUCUAAUACUCACAUUCUUCCUGGUUAUCAAUCCCCUUGGAAAUUUCUGGCUCAUUCUCACUGUUACUUCUGUUGAGCUGGGUGUCUUGGGAUUGAUGACCCUCUGGAACGUCGGCAUGGACAGCAUCUCAAUCCUGUGCCUUAUCUAUACUCUCAACUUCGCCAUGGAUCACUGUGCACCGCACCUGUAUACUUUUGUGUUGGCCACCGAGCACACCAGGACACAGUGCAUCAAGUUGGCACUGGAGGAGCAUGGGGCGGCCAUCCUGCAGAACACCUCCUGCUUUGUGAUCGGGAUCAUGCCCCUGUUGUUUGUGCCUUCCAAUCUGACCUACACACUGUUCAAGUGCUCCCUGCUCACGGCAGGCUGCACCGUGCUGCACUGCUUCGUCAUCCUGCCCGUCUUCCUUACCUUCUUCCCGCCUUCCAAAAAAAGACAUAAGAAAAAGAAGCGAGCCAAGCGGAAAGAGCGGGAAAGGGAACGAGAGCGCGAAAGGGAACGAGAGCGCGAAAGAGAGGAGAUAGAGUGCAUUGAGGUUAGGGAGAAUCCUGAUCAUGUGACUAAUGUCUAAAUCAACUCAUCCUGUGGUCAUGGCCUAAAAGCCGAUGGUCGACUAGAGGUACUUCCUCUUUUGGAGGCACCAGGGAGUCUGCAAUGUUUCUUAGAAAGUAGUCACUCUUGCUCAAUAGCUGACCAGGGUAAAGCUUACUAGCUGUUUGGUAUAUAAAAUAAAAAUAGUUGCCAAGUCUUAUGCCUGCUAACUCCUUAGGGAAUUUAUAACACAUUUUACAUUUGUCUAAUUCAACGUCAUCAACUUUUGAUUUAUGACUUAGGGGUCAAAGCAGACUUUUAGGCCAAUGUAAGCAAGGCUAUGUCCACAUUAGUGCAUUUUUUUCAUGCCUAUUAACUACUCUACCCUAACGAAUAGAGGUGAGAAUGCAGAUAAUCUGGUUGCAGUCAAAAAAUACUGCUGCAUCACUAAAAAAGAGAUGCCAGAAAAUAGUUACUUGGCAUUCUUUUGCACAACAAUCCAUUCCCAAACAGGUACAAUUAUUAUGUGUACGUUUCAGUGUACCCGCACCCACGGCCAACACACCAACGGUGUUCUAGUAUUACAUUAUAAUGGUAACUUGAUUGGUUAAUCCAAAUGUAAUUUUCAUCUAAGUCCAAAUUUUUUCUUAUCCAGAUUUAAGUUGUAACAACACUGAUUUUUUUUAAAACAAUUGUUAGAUCAUUUUAAGAAGUGUAGCUGUAUACUUUUCAGGGAAGCAAGCUCUUUUUAGUGGUGAGUCAGACAUAUUUAUGAUGUUUCAAAGUCAACAUUUUGAAAAGCUAACACCAAAAAAUUAAGGAGCAUUCCUUCCAAUGGAACAUCUCAAAUGCACCAGUAUGGAUGUAGUCAUAGACGAGUUGACGAAAGCAAUUCCAUGCAUAAAAUCCUCCAUGAGAUGAGGCAGCUUCUCUCUCAUGCUGAUCUAAGGAAAUGGUGGUGAAACCAAACUGCAAGGGGAAGAAAAACGGCAGGUCAAAAGCACACCACGUCAUGUUGAGUAACACUAGAUGUAGCCGAGCAGCCAACUAUAGCAGAUGGCGCACACUAUGUCCAAAGUUUUGUAUUGCACAUUGCGUUGUAUGGUAGAGUUGUUGAAGUCCUUAUGCACUGAUAGAGCUGAAGAAGAUGAGCUGGCUGUGACAUCCAUCAAUGAUCAAAAAAGGCACAUAGCCUUGUUCUUCGGAUCUAAGAAAAAAAAACUCCUUAGCAGGUAGACAGAACCAAAAUUGGAGUAGUUCUAGCGUGUAGAGAAUUCACCCUUCAGGCAGCAUUUUGUUGAGCACAUGAUUUCCUCAAUAGUCCUUUCUUACAAAAAGUUACCGCCACUGAAACGUAAAGGCUUGAAUAUGAUUCUGGUAAAAACAGUGAUGCCAAACAAGAUUUUUACCCACGGUUUCUAAUGGUAACGUCUUUAGCCUAAAUCACUAUUCAUCAGUGCUAGCUAAAGGGAAAUCUGUUGAAUGAUCCAUAAACGUUUAAAGAUCCUUACAAUAAAAGCUCUAAAUUACAAAUUGAGUCACACUGUAAAGUUCACUGUUGUUGAAUUGUGCAAAAAAGUAAACAUCAAACACAACUUACAUACUUAAAUGCCAUCCCUGUGCUACAGCAUGAUCUUGUCUUAAAAACAUUUAUCCUUUUAUUCAUGGUAUUUUCAUUCUUCAUUGUCUUUUAAAGUUGACCUUUUUAAAGUUGUUUGUCUGGUCAAAAGGAUUUCACUAAUAUCAUUAAUUUUCUUUCUAAUUAUUGUCUUUGUUAUACUUUGACUUUUCAAAUACCUACUAGCCAUGUAGCAUGGCAUUUCAUCUUCUACCAAAACAGACUAAAUCAAAGUGGAACACAACUGUCAACUGGACUUCCAUCUAGGUUGUUAUCAAAAACAGAACGUUUUGUUGCUCAUCUCUUGAGUUUCCAAAAUGUUAGUAUAGCCCCAGAGUAAAAAAAAAAAAAGAUUAGCUAAGAAAAAUCAUGACUAAUUCUGUUAAAAAUGUUGUGCAAAGUUGGCCCAGAAAACUAAGGACAGUUGUGUUUAUUGGAUUCCUUCUUUAUUAUUCCAAUGCUGUUUUGCAAUAAAUCUUCUAUCAUUGAGGUGUCUGUUCAUUUACAUUUCACAUGAUGUCACAUUUGGAUACAGCAAUUGUGGGAUGACCAGUGGAGCAGAGUUUGAGAACAAAUUCCCAUAUAUUUGCCAACUCUUGUUUGCUGUGAUCUCUUUUUGGAGUUUGAAAAUAUUUCUACCAGCUUAGCUACACUCUGCUGUAAUAUGGUAUUCCAUUUUAUCUGCUACUGUUUUUGUUUGUUGGCUAUUUGCAAGUGUUGCCAACACACUUGCAUUGUCCCUUCAGCACAAACAGUUGACUUGGGUUGAUUCCACAAAUGUUCAAACAGGUUGGAUUGUAGACAUCUCCUAAAUGUUUUAUUCUUGGACAGGGGCUACUUAAUCCCCCUUGUUUCACAGUUCUCCCUACACUGAUCUUUGAUGAUUACCUGACUCUUGAUCUCCUUAUACUGGUUGGUGAAACGUAUGAACAAGAUGUCCAUUGAAAGUUGGAAAAGACGUGGCUUGGUAGGACUUUAGAACUAGAGUAGGUUUUAGACCUGUAAAGAGCUGGUGGUGAAGGAAACUGGACCUCAGUCUGGGUCUGAAGAACAGACCAUGACUGAGGAACAGAAUUGUAUUUGCAAUGUGGUCAGUGUGCUGGAGUUGAGCAGAAACUGAAACUGAAUUAAGAAACAGUCCAAAAAAAAGUUGACCAAAAGAACAAGAGAUACGCUGACCUAGCACAGAAAUUUACGAGAGUUACUGGCAGAAUCAGGCAGUGGACUAGCUGAAGCAAGACAAAUGACCCGUGAUUGCAGGUGAGGGAAGAGAAUCUGACAAGAAUAGAGCUAAGCUCUAUUAAAAAAAAUUGUUCAGUCCAAGGCUGAAGAGGUGAGGUUACCACUUGCUUUGGAAUCUCCAAUCUCCACUUUAUUAAUGUUUUAGUUAUCUCUGCAAGUUUGUUAUUCAGAUUCAGAUGUUAUUCAGGUGUCUGAAACCACCUGAUCAAGGUAAUAAGUAACCUUACUUUGAAAACAAUUCAAUGUUAGAGGUCAGAAUUAGGCAGCCCUGGUCUAUAAAAACCAUGAAAAGUUAGUUUGGUUCAUGUAUGUUUUGGCAGAUUUUCUGACAAACCAACUCUGCUGUUGGAAUAAAUGUUUCUUACUAAUGUGAAUCCAACAAAAAGGAAAUCUGACUUUUUAGUAGCGUAAAAAUGGUUGCUAAGAAUUAUUGUCACAAUAAUUAACAAAAAAAAAGUGAUGGGAUGGUCCUUGUUCAAAAACGCACGACGGACUUGAACAUCGACCAGCUUUGUCAAUAACACAUUCCUUUUGCCAGUAGCAUUGGACAUGUAGGGCAUUACCACCACCUGCAGGUUCUAAGCUGAUCACAAGAAUGUAGCAUCUGAGUGCUCGUUACAUAUGCCUCUUUGCCAUUGGUUGGGGCAAAGAAGUACAAAAUGGCUACUUUGUCCCCCGAGGGUAAACAGUGUUAUCUUUGUCUGCCUUCAACCGAUAAGAAUCUCUGUUGCAGUCGGACAACAAACACACUCAAGGUCAGCAGCCUUGACGAAUACCAAUCUCCCAAUGACCUCUGGCUGGCAGGUCUUAGCCGGUGGCUGGUGAUAGAGAGGCCCCAUACGUGAACAGAUAUGGCUGAUUACAGAGCAGUCAAUAUCUUCUUAGGAAGAACGGCUGCGUCCAACAGAGCUGUCACAAGGGAAUGUCUCUGUCUUUUUCUUUGUGCUACGACCCAGAAAAUGAAAAGCUCUCAGAGCAAAUAACAGCUCCGCUGGAUUGGUGAUUGAAAUGUUCACAGUGGGGAAAAAAAGGCAUUUGUGUGAAAUAUGUGUCAAUGUCUGAAAGUGCAAAUUUUGUGUUCGCUAAAUAUCAAAAUGCUACUUAGCCCUCUUGUGCAAGAGAUCCUAGACAAAAUUUUGACCAUGAUUACAUCCUGUAAUGUUGCUUUUGUCAAUUAAAGGUUGCCCUACAAAGAGUUUAGAAGUUUCUACAGCUAUUUCCUGCAGCUGCUCAUAAUGUAAAAGCCAUGUAUGUAUAGUGAGAAGGCAUGAAUUGUUUGAAUAUUGACAAAAAAUGCAAAUCUUAAAACAAUUUACUUCCCAAAAAAUACGGACUGUGUUUGCAUGGCACUGUGCUGUAUGUAUGCAUGUAUUUAAUUUCUCUGUAUGAAAUCUACCUAUUUUUUUACCACUUUUCUUAGCUUUGAAAGCUUUCAACACAUACUCUGUAACAUGUGCUGCGAGAAGGUUCAAGUGUCACAUUUGUUUCCAAACAAAAAGCCAGAGGAUUUCCCGUGUGUAAAUUACCUGUAAAUAUUUAUUUUCUAUAUUUUUUAAGAAAAAUGUGUAAUAUAAAAAAGAUUUUUAACGAGAGAAUUUUCUUCAAAAGAAAAAUUGAUUGGGGGCGGGGAAGUUGAUCAAAGUAGGCCAGUAAUAAACUGUGGAAUGUUACAAAUAUAUAUUCUGUCUGCACUGCAGUGUCAAUGUUUGUGGAUGAUACACUCUCUAUUCCCAAAAAUGUGGCCACUAUUUUUUAAAUAGCUAUAUAUGGUGAGUUUAAGUCUGCGAGCCCUCCACACUCAAAGGAAUGAAAUACACAUGAUGUUGCAGCUUUUUGGCUAACACGAGAACAAUCCAUCAUGACUUGUAACCAUCGUUGUUGUAUAAAAACAAAGCUAAACGUGUCUAGGAAGUGGCUGGACAUGAGGUAUAAUUAUCUCAAUUGAAUUUGAGUUUGAAUUUUUUACUUGGAAAAAUAAAAUAACUUAAAAAAGUACACACAGUAAAUUUUAAGCACACAUGGAGAAUUUCUUUUUCAUGCAUCUCAAUUUUUUUGGAAUAAAAUACUGCCGCUUGUGCGGCUUAGAUA